Messenger RNA from Rosa rugosa (rugosa rose), 736 nucleotides. RefSeq lists its product as uncharacterized. NCBI's taxonomy places the organism in Eukaryota, Viridiplantae, Streptophyta, Magnoliopsida, Rosales, Rosaceae. The record is from RefSeq and is a predicted model, not a curated record. The transcript is spliced from 3 exons. Bases 43 to 423 code for a protein of 126 amino acids.
GAAAAACCCUGCGAAUUUGCGGAAAAAAACGGUGACUGAAAAAUGUCGAUUCUAUUGAAGAGCCAAACAUGGAGGUGGAUAGUGACCAAGACCCGCGACUCCAAGCCCUUCUUCUUCACCUUCGCCACCGUAUGCGGCGUCGUUCCGGGCAUUAUCGGCUACUUCGUUAUGCAGACCACCAACUCCGGCAACCCAGAGCUCGAGGCCGAGCUUCGCCGCAAAGCCCGACCCGAUACUGUGAUGAUGGGGCAAACAAAUAAAGAACGAUUGGCAGAGUACCUAGGGGAGCUGCAGCGGAAAGAGAACACAAAUGACCGCUAUGUUGCUGCACUGAAAGGACAGACAUUGACUAGGAAUCCAUAUGUGAGAAUUCAACCAGUUCCAAAGGAAAGCAACACGGAAUCUAACAAGGAACAGAAGUAGAUCAGGACGUGCAUCCACUACCAGCAUGAAUGUUUUCUGUUUUGAAGCAAAAGGAAACCUGCCAGCAUGAAUUAAAUCUUUUCAGCAAGGAGGAGAUGUCCUCCUCUACAUUCAUUGGCUUGAUUUUGCUUUUGGUUUCCUUGACGGCUUGACCGGUAGUGAAAGAUGAAUUCAUGUUCUUUACAUAAAGUUAUACAGCAAAAAAAUUAGUUGUAUAUCUCUAUCUCUUUGUUUAAACUGAGGCGCAAGUUUAGUGUCAUAGGCUUUAGAUGCCUAUAACACCCUUCAGAAUAAGAUAAAACAAAUUUGCAUA